Hipposideros armiger (great roundleaf bat) is the source of this 949-nucleotide messenger RNA. RefSeq names its product olfactory receptor 56A1. Gene Ontology annotation, cellular component: plasma membrane. Gene Ontology annotation, biological process: G protein-coupled receptor signaling pathway. Bases 5 to 949 code for a protein of 314 amino acids. The record is from RefSeq and is a predicted model, not a curated record. Gene Ontology annotation, molecular function: olfactory receptor activity; G protein-coupled receptor activity. Lineage: Eukaryota; Metazoa; Chordata; Mammalia; Chiroptera; Hipposideridae. The transcript has a single exon.
UCUCAUGACAUCUCCCAGCAACUACUCCACUGCUCCAGUUUCUGAAUUCCUCCUCAUCUGCUUCCCUAACUACCAGAGUUGGCAGCACUGGCUGUCCCUGCCCCUCAGCCUCCUCUUCCUCUUGGCCAUGGGGGCCAAUGGUAUUCUUCUGAUCACCAUCUGGCUAGAGGCCUCUCUGCACGAGCCCGUGUACUACCUGCUCAGCCUCCUCUCUCUGCUGGACAUUGUGCUCUGCCUCACCGUCAUCCCCAAGGUCCUGGCCAUCUUCUGGUUUGACCUCAGGUCCAUCAGCUUCUCGGCCUGCUUCCUUCAAAUGUUUAUCAUGAACAGUUUCCUCCCCAUGGAGUCCUGCACAUUCAUGGUCAUGGCCUAUGACCGUUAUGUGGCCAUCUGCCACCCACUGCGAUAUCCAUCCAUCAUUACUAACCAAUUUGUGGCCAAAGCUAGUGUUUUCAUCGUCAUACGAAAUGCCCUUAUCACUGUACCCAUUCCUAUUCUCUCUGCCCGGCUUCAUUAUUGUGGAAAACAUGUCAUUGAGAACUGCAUUUGUGCCAACCUGUCCGUGUCCAGGCUCUCCUGUGACAAUUUCACCCUCAACAGAAUCUACCAGUUUGUGGCUGGUUGGACCUUACUGGGCUCAGAUUUCACCCUCAUCUUCCUCUCCUACACCUUCAUCCUAAGGACUGUGCUUAAAUUCAAGGCAGAAGGGGCUACAGUCAAAGCCCUGAGCACGUGUGGCUCCCACUUCAUCCUUAUCCUCUUCUUCAGCACCAUCCUGCUGGUUGUGGUGUUGACAAAUGUGUCCAGGAAGAGAGUCCCCAUGGACGUCCUGAUCUUGCUCAAUGUCCUUCAUCACCUCAUACCUCCUGCUUUGAACCCUAUUGUAUAUGGGUUUCGGACCAAAGAGUUAAAGCAGGGGUUUCAGAAGUUGCUACAGAGGAAGAUUUAA